AUGCUGCGCUGGGGCAUUCUGGGCACCAGCUUCAUCAGCGACGUCGUGGCCAAGGCCAUUCUCGCCAGCGACGCCUCGCACAUCCAGGCCGUCUUUGGCCGCGACGAGCAGCGCCUCUCCGCCUUUGCCGACCGCUACGGCAUCGCCUCGCGGUACACCUCCCUCGAGGCGCUGCUCGCCGACCCGGCCGUCGACGCCGUCUACGUCGGGCUCCCGAGCCACAAGCAUGCCGAGGCCGUCAUCCUCGCCGCGAGAGCUGGCGGCAAAAGAGCCAUUCUCUCGGAAAAGUCGCUCGCCACGACCAUGACCGACGCGCGUGCCAUGAUGGACGCGGUGCGCGCCGCUGCCGCCGCCGCCGCCGACCAUGACGCCUUCUUCUUCCUCGAGGGCCUCAUGUACCUGACACACCCCAUCAUGGAGAUGCUUGUUGCCGUGCUGGCCGAGGGCCGGCUUGGCCGCAUCCGCAGCGUUUCGGGCCACUACGCCGCCAACAUUGCCGCCAAGGCCAACCCGCGCGGCCGCGGCACAAUCUACAACCUCGGCUGCUACCCGGUGUCGCUGCUGCACCUCGUCCUCGAGACCUGCUUCGCGCGCAAUGGUGGUGGUGAUGGUGAUGGUGGUGCGCAAGCCUGGAACGGCCGGCGCACCGUGCUCGGCCACGGCACGCUGGCCACGAGCGACGACGGCGUCACCUUUGCGCGCGACGCCGCCCUGACGGUGCGCUUCGAGGACGUGGACGUGCUGGCGACGCUGCAGUCUUCUGAUUCCUUUGGCAACGACUUUGCUUUUGCCAUUCAGGGCGACCGCGCGUCGCUCACGUUUGAGACGAACCCGUGGCUGCCGCCGGCGGGGGACAGCGUCUUUCGCAUCAAGACGUACAAGAGCGGCGCCGUGGAGACGGUGACGGUGCCGAGCAGCAUGGACGCGUUUGGGCACCAGAUCAAAAAGGUCGAGGCGUACGUGGCGUCGGGUGUCAGGGAGCCCGCGCGGCCGUCGCCGACCUGGGCCAACUCGCUCGAGAUUAUGGAGCUGUUGACGGAGUGGGAAGAGGAUAUUUUCAAGCGUCACGGUAAAGAAAUCCAAGUAUAG
This is a messenger RNA of Beauveria bassiana ARSEF 2860, 1089 nucleotides long. Its product is annotated as oxidoreductase domain-containing protein. Bases 1 to 1089 code for a protein of 362 amino acids. Gene Ontology annotation, molecular function: nucleotide binding. The record is from RefSeq and is a predicted model, not a curated record. Lineage: Eukaryota; Fungi; Ascomycota; Sordariomycetes; Hypocreales; Cordycipitaceae. The transcript has a single exon.